CUCCUUCUCCAUUGUUUGAUCAUCUCAUCUUGCAUUUUCAUCCACCUGAUUAACAGGUUCUCUUUAGAGAAGAUACUAUUGUUCCGUAAGCCGAGAAUCGCUAUGGAGAGCGCUCCGACGAGGUCCGUGCUCUUUCUGCGGGUCCUGGUGUUCGCUUUGUGUGUUUCGUGCUCUCGUGCGCAGACCUGCCGGAACUACACGUUUUCCAACAAGAACGCCUAUGCCUCGUGCGUCGACCUCCCCGUGCUGAGCUCGUACCUCCACUGGAACUACACGCAGUUGACCGGCACGGCAGACAUCGCGUUCCGGCACACGGGCACCACGACCUCGAGAUGGAUCUCGUGGGCGAUAAACCCUAGGGGGCAGAGGAUGGUGGGGUGCCAGGCGCUCGUGGCCUACAUGACCUCGAGCGGGUCGAUGUACGCCUACACGUCGAGCAUCGACAGUUACAACACGGACAUGCCGGAGGGCGCCCUGAGCUUCGGGGUGCCGAGCAUAUCAGCAACGUACGAGAGCGGCGAGAUGACGAUAUUCGCGAGGCUGGAGCUCGGGACGAGCAUGGUGAGCGCGAGCCAGGUGUGGCAAGAGGGUCCGAUGAAUGGACCCGGAAGCCCCGGCAUUCAUUCCACGAGUGGAGCCAAUAUGCAAUCCACGGGGACGCUCAACUUCUUGUCUACCUCCAGCACGUCGGGUGGAGUAUCGUCGUCAGGAUCAUCAGGAAUUAGCUCGACGGAGCGAAAAAAGAAUGUUCAUGGGGUUUUGAAUGCUGUGAGCUGGGGAGUAAUGAUGCCACUGGGAGUGUUAUUGGCGAGGUACUUGAAGGUGUUCAAGUCAGCAAAUCCAGCUUGGUUUUAUCUCCACGUGACGUGCCAAGCAUCUGCCUACGCCGUGGGCGUCGCCGGCUGGAUCACCGGCCUGCGGCUCGGUGACGACGCCGGCGGCGGCGGCAACGUUGGCACUCACGGCAACAUCGGCAUGGCCCUCUUCAUCCUCGGAACUCUUCAGGUUUUUGCUCUUCUCCUGAGGCCAAAGCCGGACCACAAGUACAGAUUCUACUGGAAUAUAUAUCACCACUCUUGUGGGUACACCGCGAUUGCGCUCAGCAUCGUCAAUGUGUUCCUGGGUUUGGACAUUUUGGACCCGACGAAGGUGUGGAAGCAGACGUACAUCAUCGCCCUCAUCGUUUUAGGUGGCGUUGCCCUGAUCAUGGAGCCACUUACGUGGGCCGUCGUGAUCAAGAGGAGGAGGAGAGAAAGAUCGCAGAAGGACCCAGCCAUCGGCAUGAACGGAGCUCAUAGCAAUGGCUACAAUGGCAGAUCCCAAGAUGAUGGUGUUUAGAUCCAUUGAUGUUGUGUUUGAUUAGCAUAUGUACCAGGUUAUCAGUAGCUACUGCGUACUGAGGAGACUCACGUCUUUUAUUUUCGACUGUUUCUUCGUUCUUCUUCCUUUUUGAUAGAUCCCAUGUUGGUGGGGUAUACAUGUCUGAGAUGGCUAUUGUUGAUCUCUUUGUACUUUCUUGGUAGGAUUAUAUAUCGUGGUUAUCUGUGACGGUAUAGAGUUGUACCUAUUAAGCAUCGAUAGCGCGUUACUUAUCAUUAUGUAUCCCAUCAUUCGUGUGAUCGACACGCUUUCUCCUA
Molecule: messenger RNA, 1637 nt
Organism: Syzygium oleosum
Lineage: Eukaryota; Viridiplantae; Streptophyta; Magnoliopsida; Myrtales; Myrtaceae
Product: cytochrome b561 and DOMON domain-containing protein At5g47530-like
Exons: 3
Coding region: 103-1338 (411 amino acids)
Source: RefSeq, a predicted model, not a curated record